Messenger RNA from Glycine soja, 1136 nucleotides. Its product is annotated as remorin-like. The transcript has 5 exons. Bases 279 to 899 code for a protein of 206 amino acids. The record is from RefSeq and is a predicted model, not a curated record. NCBI's taxonomy places the organism in Eukaryota, Viridiplantae, Streptophyta, Magnoliopsida, Fabales, Fabaceae.
UCAAUGGUCUCUAUAUAUUGUUACUGUGCCAACGCAUUGUGAGGCCACAAGUACCUAACACACAGCUAAGCUUUUGGAACUUAGAGUUAAGCAGUUACCUUCCUCCAACUAUAAUAUCUCAUCCAAUCAAAACCCUUUUCUCAAUUGUCUCUCUCUCUGACUCACUCCACAAUAAGUGUCGAUUUUUUCCUAAAUAAGUGAAAGUGUAGUUACACCUUUUUUUGUGUGUUUACCACUUUUGAGUGCCACAGAGUUCUGAGUUUCAUAGGAGAAAAAAAAUGACAGAAGAACAAACCAAAACGGUUGAGUCAGAAUCAGUAACACCACCACCUGCUGCUGCUGCUCCUUCACAGGUUCCUCCUGCUGCUGAGGCUGAACAUGUUCCUGAGGCUCCAAAGGAUGUGACUGAGGAGAAAUCUGUAAUUCCAGUGCCUUCUUCUGAUGACAAGCCUGAUGAAUCCAAGGCUCUUGUCUUGGUUGAGAAGACUCAAGAAGUUGCUGAAGUGAAACCAACUGAGGGCUCUAUCAACCGAGAUGCGGUGCUUGCAAGAGUUGCAACUGAGAAGAGGUUGUCAUUAAUCAAAGCAUGGGAAGAAAGUGAAAAAUCAAAAGCUGAAAACAAGGCUCACAAAAAGCUUUCAUCAGUUUCUGCAUGGGAAAACAGUAAGAAAGCUGCAGUGGAGGCGGACCUGAAAAAGAUUGAAGAAGAACUGGAGAAGAAAAAGGCAGAAGCUGCAGAGAAAAUAAAAAACAAAAUUGCUACAAUCCACAAGGAAGCUGAAGAAAGAAGAGCAAUAAUUGAGGCAAAGAAAGGGGAAGAUCUUCUUAAGGCAGAGGAGCAAGCUGCAAAGUAUAGAGCAACUGGAACAGCUCCAAAGAAACUCCUUGGUUGUUUCUAAUGCUUUAAAUCUUAAGCAUUGUGGGAAACAAAAAAAAAUGGUUAAUUUUUAUUGAGUAUCUUUGGUUAUUAACUCUCAUCAAUACAAGUGUGUUUUUAGUUUAUAUGUUGGAGAUUUAGUUCAUGUUCAUUUAUUAUGCGUGAAAACCGACAUGUUGGCGUGUAUAUACCAACUACUUUGUGGAUAAAGAAAUUAAAUUAUUCAAUCUGUGUAUUAGUUACUUGUCGCUUGAAGUCA